GAGGAAGAGAAUGGCAGGACCACGCUCCAGCCUGUGGGCCAGGCUGCUGCUGGUAACCCUGCUGAGUGCCAGCCUUCCUGGGAUCACAGCCAAUCGCUGCAAGAAGGCCCAAGUGAAGAGCUGCACAGAGUGCAUCCGCGUGGAUAAGGACUGUGCUUACUGCAUAGAUGAGCUGUUCACAGAGCGGCGCUGCAACACACCAGAGGAGCUGCUGGCUGCUGGCUGCCGGCGGGAGAGUGUGGUGAUCAUGGAGAGCAGCUUUGAAAUCACAGAGGAGAGCCAGAUCGACCAGAAGCUGCACCGCAGUCAGGUGUCCCCCCAGGGCAUGUAUGUCCGGCUGCGGCCAGGCGAGGAGAGGCUCUUCGACCUCCAGGUGUUCGAGCCCCUGGAGAGUCCGGUGGACCUAUACAUCCUCAUGGACUUCUCCAACUCCAUGUCCGAUGACUUGGACAACCUCAAGCAGAUGGGCUCGAACCUGGCCCAGGUCCUGAGCAAGCUCACCAGCGACUACACCAUUGGGUUCGGCAAGUUUGUGGACAAGGUCAGCGUCCCCCAGACGGACAUGAGGCCCGAGAAGCUGAAGGAACCUUGGCCCAACAGCGACCCACCAUUCUCCUUCAAGAACGUCAUCAGCCUGACCAAGGAUGCCAAUGAGUUCCGGGACAAACUGCAGGGAGAGCGGAUCUCAGGCAACCUGGACGCCCCGGAGGGUGGCUUCGACGCCAUCCUGCAGACGGCUGUGUGCACGAGAGCCAUCGGCUGGCGCCCAGACAGCACCCACCUGCUGGUGUUUUCCACUGAAUCAGCCUUUCACUACGAGGCCGAUGGUGCCAACGUGCUGGCCGGCAUCAUGAGCCGCAAUGAUGAGAGGUGCCACCUGGAUGCCACAGGCACCUACACCCAGUACAACAUGCAGGACUACCCGUCGGUACCCACUCUGGUGCGCCUGCUCGCCAAGCACAACAUCAUCCCCAUCUUUGCUGUCACCAACUACUCCUACAGCUACUACGAGAAACUUCACACGUACUUCCCCGUGUCCUCCUUGGGGGUGCUGCAGGAGGACUCUUCCAACAUCGUGGAGCUGUUGGAGGAGGCCUUCAACCGCAUCCGCUCCAACCUGGACAUCCGAGCCCUGGACAGUCCCCGAGGCCUGCGAACGGAGGUCACCUCCAGAAUGUACCAGAAGACUGCCACGGGGUCCUUCCACAUUCGUCGGGGUGAAGUGGGCACCUACCAGGUGCAGUUGCGGGCACUGGAGGCCGUGGAUGGGAAGCCUGUGUGCCAGCUGCCGGAAGAGGACCAGAAGGGCAACAUACACCUGAAGCCUUCCUUCUCCGAUGGCCUCCACCUGGACGUGGGCAUCAUGUGUGACAAAUGUGCCUGUGAGCUGGAGAAGGAGGUGCAGUCGGCACGCUGUGACUUCCACGGGGACUUUAUGUGUGGCCACUGUGUGUGCAACGAGGGCUGGAGCGGCAGCACCUGCAACUGCUCCACGGGCGCGCUGAGUGACGUGACGCCUUGCAUGCGAGAUGGCGACGACAAGCCGUGCUCGGGCCGGGGCGAGUGCCAGUGCGGCCGCUGCGUGUGCUACGGCGAGAGCCGCUACGAGGGCCAAUUCUGCGAGUACGACAAUGUGCAGUGCCCACGCACCUCCGGUGUGCUGUGCAAUGAUCGGGGACGUUGUACCAUGGGCCAGUGUGUGUGCGAGCCCGGUUGGACAGGCCCAAGCUGUGACUGUCCCCUCAGCAAUGCCACAUGCAUCGACAGCAAUGGGGGUAUCUGCAAUGGGCGUGGCUACUGCGAGUGUGGCCGCUGCCACUGCCACCAGCACUCGUUGUACACGGAUGCCAUCUGUGAGAUCAACUACUCAGUGAUACCUCUGGGCCUCUGCGAGGACCUGCGCUCCUGUGUGCAGUGCCAGGCCUGGGGCACCGGAGCCAAGAAGGGACGCACCUGUGAGGAGUGCAGCUUCAAGGUCAAGAUGGUGGACGAACUUAAGAAAGCGGAGGAAGUGAUCGUCUACUGCUCCUUCCGGGACGAGGACGAUGACUGCACCUACAGCUACACCGUGGAGGGCGACGGCAGCCCCGGGCCCAACAGCACAGUGUUGGUACAGCGGAAGAAGGACUGCCCGCCUGGCAACUUCUGGUGGCUCCUUCUGAUCCUGCUGCCGCUCCUGGCGCUGCUGCUACUGCUGUGCUGCAAGUACUGUGCCUGCUGCAAGGCCUGCCUGGCUCUUCUCCCUUGUUGCAGCCAAGGUCACAUGGUGGGCUUUAAAGAAGACCACUACAUGCUGCGGGAGAACCUCAUGGCCUCCGACCACCUGGACACACCCAUGUUGCGCAGCGGGAACCUCAAGGGGCGUGACACGGUCCGUUGGAAGAUCACCAACAACGUGCAGCGUCCAGGCCAUGCCACCCACACGGCCAGCACCAACCCCGGCGAGCUGGUGCCCUACGGGUUGUCCCUGCGCCUUGCCCGCCUCUGCACCGAGAACCUGCUAAAACCGGACACACGGGAGUGCAGCCAGCUGCGCCAGGAGGUGGAAGAGAAUCUGAAUGAGGUAUACCGGCAGAUCACAGGUGCACACAAGCUCCAGCAGACCAAAUUCCGGCAGCAGCCCAACGCUGGGAAAAAGCAAGACCACACCAUUGUGGACACAGUGCUGAUGGCGCCACGCGCAGCCAAGCCGGCACUGCUCAAGCUGACAGAAAAGCACGUGGAGCAGGGGGCCUUCCACGAACUCAAGGUGGCCCGCGGCUACUACACCCUCACCGCAGAGCAGGAUGCCCGGGGCAUGGUGGAGUUCCAGGAGGGCGUGGAGCUGGUGGACGUGCGUGUGCCGCUCUUCAUGCGGCCCGAGGAUGACGAUGAGAAGCAGCUCUUGGUGGAGGCCAUUGACGUCCCUGUGGGCACAGCCACCCUGGGCCGCCGCCUGGUCAACAUCACCAUCAUUAGGGAGCAAGCUAGUGGGGUGGUGUCCUUCGAGCAGCCCGAGUACUCGGUGGGCCGCGGGGAGCAGGUGGUCCGCAUUCCUGUCAUCCGGCGCAUCGUGGACAAUGGCAAGUCCCAGGUCUCAUACCGCACGCAGGACAACACGGCCAAGGGCAACCGGGACUAUGUCCCCGUGGAGGGUGAGCUGCUCUUCCACCCUGGGGAGACCUGGAAGGAGCUGAAGGUGACACUUCUGGAACCUCAGGAAGUGGACUCCCUUCUGCGGGGCCGUCAGAACCGCCGCUUCAACAUCCAACUCAGCAACCCCAAGUUCGGGGCCCGCCUGGGCCAGCCCCAGUCGGCCACCAUCAUCAUCGGGGACCAAGACGAAGUGGACCAGGACUUUGUGAGUCAGACCCAGUCAUCAUUCCCGCUCCCUCAUGUUGACCUGGGAGCCCCUCAGAAUCCCAAUGCCAAGGCCGCUGGGUCUCGGAAGAUACAUUUCAAUUGGCUGCCCCCUCCUGGCAAGCCUGCAGGCUACAGGAUAAAGUACUGGAUCCAGGGUGACUCCGAGGCUGAAGCUCACCUGCUCGACAGCAAGGUGCCCUCGGUGGAACUCACCAACCUGUACCCGUAUUGCGACUAUGAGAUGAAGGUGUGUGCCUACGGGGCACAGGGCGAGGGCCCCUACAGCACCCUGGUAUCCUGCCGCACCCACCAAGAAGUACCCAGUGAGCCAGGGCGCCUUGCCUUCAAUGUCGUCUCCUCCACGGUGACCCAGCUGAGCUGGGCUGAACCCGCGGAGACCAACGGCGAGAUCACUGCCUACGAGGUCUGCUACGGCUUGGUCAACGAGGACAAUCGACCCAUCGGGCCCAUGAAGAAGGUGCUGGUGGACAGCCCCAAGAGCCGCAUGCUGCUCAUUGAGAACUUGCGCGAGUCCCAGCCCUAUCGGUACACCGUCAAGGCGCGCAACGGGGCUGGCUGGGGCCCCGAGCGGGAAGCCAUCAUCAACCUGGCCACCCAGCCCAAGCGGCCCAUGUCCAUCCCCAUCAUCCCAGACAUCCCCAUCGUGGAUGCCCAGGGCGGCGAAGACUACGAGAGCUUCCUCAUGUACAGCGAUGACGUCCUCCGCUCCCCGGCUGGGAGCCAGAGGCCCAGCGUGUCCGACGACACUGGCGGCGGCGGCUGGAACUUCGAGCCCGUGCUGGGGGCGGAGCUGGACCUGCGGCGCGUCACGUGGCGGCUGCCCCCGGAGCUCAUCCCGCGCCUGUCGGCGAGCAGCGGGCGCUCCUCCGACGCCGCCACCGAGGGGGGCGCGGACGGGCAGGGGGACCCCCGGCCCCGCUGCGCGACGCCCCGGCCCCCCGGAGAACACCUGGUGAACGGCCGGAUGGACUUCGCCUUUCCCGGCAGCGCCAACUCCCUGCACAGGAUGACCACAGCCACCAGCAGCUAUGGCACCCACCUGAGCCCUCACCUGCCCCGGGGCGUGCACAGCACCUCCUCUACUCUCACGCGGGACUACCACUCGCUGACCCGCACGGAGCACUCCCAUAUGGCCACACUGCCCCGGGAUUACUCCACCCUCAGCUCACUCUCCUCCCAGGGCCUCCCUCCCAUCUGGGAACAUGGGAGGAGCAGGCUCCCGCUGUCCUGGUCCCUGGGGGCCCAGAGCUGUGCUCAGCUGAAGGGGCGCCUCCCCUCCAGGGGUUCCCGAGACUCUAUUAUCCUGGCUGGGCAGCCAACAGCACCCUCCAGGGGUCCAGACUCGCGCCUGAUGGCAGGUGUGCCCGACACGCCCACCCGCCUGGUAUUCUCGGCCCUGGGGCCCACGUCGCUGAAAGUGAGCUGGCAGGAGCCACAGUGUGACCGUGCACUGCUGGGCUACAGUGUGGAGUACCAGCUGCUGACUGGUGGGGAACUGCAUCGGCUCACCAUCCCCAGCCCCGCGCAGACAUCAGUGGUGGUGGAAGACCUCCUGCCCAACCACUCCUAUGUGUUCCGUGUGCGGGCGCAGAGCCAGGAGGGCUGGGGCCGAGAGCGGGAGGGCAUCAUUACCAUCGAGUCACAGGUGCACCCACAGAACCCGCUCUGCCCCCUGCCAGGUUCCACCUUCACUCUGAGCACCCCCAGUGCCCCAGGCCCACUGGUGUUCACAGCCCUGAGCCCAGACUCCCUGCAGCUGAGCUGGGAGCGGCCACGGAGACCCAACGGAGACAUCCUCGGCUACCUGGUGACCUGCGAGAUUGUCCACGGAGGAGGUCCAGCCACCACAUUCCGGGUGGAUGGAGACAACCCCGAGAGCCGACUGACCGUGCCAGGCCUCAGCGAGAACGUGCCUUACAAGUUCAAGGUGCAGGCCAGGACGACCGAGGGCUUCGGGCCAGAACGAGAGGGCAUCAUCACCAUUGAGUCCCAAGAUGGAGGUCCCUUCCCACAGCUGGGCAGCCAUGCUGGCCUCUUCCAACACCCACUGCAGAGCGAGUACAGCACUGUCACCUCCACCCACACCAGCACCACAGAGCCAUUCCUCAUGGAUGGCCUGGCCCUGGGGUCUCAGCACCUGGAGGCCAGUGGCUCCCUCACCCGGCACGUGACUCAGGAGUUUGUAAGCAGGACACUGACCACCAGUGCCCAGGUAGACCAGCAGUUCUUCCACUCCUGAGCUCACCCCACAGUGGCCUGGACUCCCUGCACCCCCUCCGCCAUGCCUCUCCAACCACAAACCAGGGAGCGCAUGUCCUCUGGGAGUCA
Messenger RNA from Ochotona princeps (American pika), 5691 nucleotides. RefSeq names its product integrin subunit beta 4 (gene ITGB4). Gene Ontology annotation, cellular component: membrane; cell surface; integrin complex. The record is from RefSeq and is a predicted model, not a curated record. Gene Ontology annotation, molecular function: integrin binding. Lineage: Eukaryota; Metazoa; Chordata; Mammalia; Lagomorpha; Ochotonidae. The coding region runs from base 11 to 5602 and encodes 1863 amino acids. The transcript has 40 exons. Gene Ontology annotation, biological process: hemidesmosome assembly; cell communication; cell-matrix adhesion.